UCAUUUCCAAUAUGUCAGGUUGUAGGGACGUUGAGAAACUUAGUUUAAUUUUAAUUAAUUAGGAUAAGAAUAGUAUCUUAAAAACGAUAAACAUGUUGCAUUAAUAAAGCUUGUGUAUUCGUUAGUUCUUUGUUUGAGUUUAAUGGAUGUUGCUGUGUGGAUUGAUCGGUUCACACCACUCGAGAAGGAAACGAUUCAUAAGUUGGUAAUUUGUUUCGGAUUCAGUGUAAAUGAUUGAAGUGACUAAGUUGUUCUUUGAAUUCGUGCUAAGUGUGUCGAAAUAAUAAAUUAUUGUAUUGUAAAUAAAAAAUAUUGUUUGUUCGCGCAUGCGUUUCUGUCGAAAACAGACAAAGGUUUUGUGUGGUUUGAAAAUCAGCUGUAUUCUAUGUGCAAUGACUUAGUAAUACAAAAAGUGUGUGUUUGGAAGCGACAAUGUUCAGUGAAAUUGGAUACAUAGUUUUCUUACUUCUUGCUCUGCCGUAUAUUGAAAGUGCAUCAUACCGUGAGCUAAACGAAUACAUCCGCCACUACGAGCCGCUCGACUAUGACUCGCGAGCGAUACACGAGCAGCACUUGCGCACGCGGCGGUCCACAGACGCGCCAGCUGACCUGCAUCUCCAUUUCCGAGCGCACAGCAGAAGGUUCCACCUACGGUUGCGAAGGGACCUGUCAGCUUUCACAGACGACUUUAAGGUCGAAGGCACACAAGGUCAGCUCCACGAUGUCGAUACGUCACAUCUCUAUCACGGCGAAUUGGCUGACGACCCACAAUCAAAGGUGUUCGGUUCGGUGACGGACGGCGUUUUCGAGGGGAAGAUCAUCGCGCACGACGGCGCGUUCUACGUGGAGCACGCGCGCCGCUACUUCCCGCCCAAUGGCACGCGCACGCGCAUCCACUCUGUCAUCUACCGCGACGGUGACGUCACCGACCCCUACGCGCACCGGAGACAUGGUCACGUAGGCGGUUGUGGUAUCACAGACGAGGUGGUGCAGUGGAUGGAGCGUAUCCAGAACUCGGGCGUGGAUGAGGAGCCCCCCACCACACCCGCGUCGCCCCCUCUGCCGUCCGCGCCGCACGCGCAUCAUUCGCCGCCGCCGCACCCGAAUAGCUUGAGGGAAGAUCCGCCUAGGCACUGGGAUUUCCACAACAAGUACACGCGUGCGGCGAACACGGGCGAGCAUUCGCGCGCUCGCCGCGCAACGGCCACACUGGACAACCGCAACACGUGUUCGCUGUACAUACAAACAGACCCGCUCAUUUGGCGGCACGUUAGAGAGGGCUUUCCCGACCACCGGGACCCGUCAAAAAAGAGCGAAGUAGACAUGAAGACUCGCGAAGAGAUCCUGUCCCUCAUCUCGCAUCACGUGACAGCUGUGAACUACAUAUACCGGGAUACCAAGUUUGACGGCCGCAUGGAGCACAGGAACAUUAAGUUUGAGGUCCAGAGGAUCAAGAUCGACGAUGACUCAAUGUGCAACUCAGUUCACUUCGCGACUGAGACCAACCAGUUCUGUCUCGAGAACAUCGAUGUGUCGAACUUCCUGAAUCUCCACUCGCUGGGAAACCACGAGGACUUUUGCCUCGCUUACGUGUUCACGUACAGAGACUUCACUGGAGGGACUCUUGGCUUAGCAUGGGUGGCCAGUGCGAGCGGUGCUUCAGGCGGCAUUUGCGAGAAAUACAAAACUUACACUGAGACAAUUGGCGGCAUGUACCAGAGUACCAAGCGGUCUCUGAAUACGGGCAUCAUAACGUUUGUGAACUACAACAGCCGUGUGCCGCCUAAAGUGAGCCAGCUGACGUUGGCUCACGAGAUUGGACACAACUUUGGAUCACCGCACGACUACCCAUCUGAGUGCCGGCCGGGCGGCGCGGCGGGCAACUACAUAAUGUUCGCGUCGGCGACGUCCGGCGACCGGCCCAACAACAGCCGCUUCUCGUCCUGCUCUGUCGGCAACAUCAGCGCCGUGCUGGACGCCGUGCGCGACGGCCGCAAGAGGAACUGCCUGACGGCAAGCGCGGGCGCAUUCUGCGGCAACAAAAUCGUGGAGGUCGGCGAGGAGUGCGACUGCGGAUACGACGAGCUGGAGUGCAAGGACCACUGCUGCUACCCGCGCCAGCUCAGCUCCUUCGACAAGGAGAAGAACAUCACUGCCAAAGGCUGCACGAGGAAGGCUAACACUCAGUGCAGUCCAUCACAAGGCCCGUGCUGCCAGUCGCAGACGUGCCAGUUCACGCACGCGCGUGCGAAUGUCACGUGCCGGGAAGCCACCGAGUGUAGUCACGCGGCAUUCUGCUCCGGCGCCUCCGCCGAGUGUCCUGAGCCGCGAGCAAUGCCGAACCACACUAAGUGUAAUAAUGGCACGCAACUCUGCAUAAACGGCGAGUGCAGUGGCUCCAUCUGCUUGGCAUGGAACAUGAAGGAAUGCUUCCUAUCGUCAUCACCAACACGUGCGGGUGACGGCGUCACACAAUCCGUAGUUGACCGGCGAGCGCUAUGUCAACUUGCGUGUCAGACCGGGCCUGGACCGGACUCGUGUCGGAGUACCGCGGACUUCGCGCAUAGAGUGGGGCUUCCCGCGGGCGGGAUCAGCCUGCGGCCCGGGUCGCCGUGUGAUAACUUCCAGGGCUACUGCGACGUGUUCCUCAAAUGCCGCGCGGUGGACGCGGAAGGCCCUCUGGCCCGCCUCAAGAACCUGCUCCUCAACCGCGCCACGCUGCAGACGGUGCAGGCGUGGGUCACGGAGCAGUGGUGGUGCGUGCUGCUGGGCGGCGUGGCGCUGGUGGUGUGCUGCGGCGCCUUCGUCAAGUGCUGCGCCGUGCACACGCCCUCGUCCAACCCCAAGCGGCCGCCGGCCAGACGGCUAUCCGAAACUCUCCGAAGGCCGAUGAACACACUCCGAAGGAUGCGGCAUCCCACCGGUCACGCGCAGAGGGACGCACGAGCGGCGCCGCGGCCCGGCCACCGCCGCGCGCGUCCGCACAAAGGAUACGCCGCGCCGCUUGCGUAUGCGCAUAGGGACGCGCCCGCGUCAGCCCCGCCCGGGCCGAGCGGGCGGUCACGAGGUGAACCAUACGCGAACGCAUAUCCACAGUCGUACGAGAUGCGACCUGCGCAGAAGGUCUGACAGUACGAGUACUGCGCGGGCGGCUCGCUGGAGCUGGUCGCGUUGGCGCCGGGCGUGCCGCUGCUAUUGGGAUACGUGCGCCCGCGCGCCUCCGUCGCCUCACAGACCACGCUCACGCUGCACGCGCGCCGGGACAGCUCCUAGCCGUGAGCAGCGCAAUACAAUUGUUUUAACGCCUCUGGAACCCAUCGCAGUGGUAAACACAAAAACAGUGAUCAAAUAGUAUCGUCCCUGAUUUUGAAAGACUAAAGGAUCGGCUAGCUCAAGGUUGAUCACUUCGAUGAUACAGCCACAAUCAGCGUCGUACAUUUCCUGCGUGUGCGCCCGCGCGCCUCCGUCGCCUCACAGACCACGCUCACGCUGCACGCGCGCCGAGACAGCUCCUAGCCGUGAGCCAGCGCAAUGCAAUUGUUUUAACGCCCGUGACGCGCCGCCACACCUCUGGAUCCAUCGACAGUCGAAACAGUGAUCACUUUUAGUAUUGUCCCUGAUUUUGAAAGGCUAAAGACGCGACCAACUCAAGGAUAAUUACUUCGGCGCCGGGCGUGCCGUUGCUAUUGGGAUACGUGCGCCCGCGCGCCUCCGUCGCCUCACAGACCACGCUCACGCUGCACGCGCGCCGCGACAGCUCCUAGCCGUGAGCAGCGCAAUACAAUUGUUUUAACGCCUCUGGAGCCCAACAACUGGUGAACAGUGAUCACUUUUAGUAUCGUCCGAGUAAGACUAAAGAAUCGGUUAGCUCAAGGUUAAUCACUUCGACGAUACAGCCACAAUCAGCGUCUCACAUUUCCUGCAUAUGACAUAGGCGACUCCGCAAGGAAUUCGCGCGCCCGCGCUCUUAUAUCGGUCAGCACACCACGCCACGCUGCGACUAGUGCUUGUAGCCGCCCGCCGUAAGCAGUGCGGUGCAAUUGUUUUUUUAACGCGUCACAUCUCUGCAACCCAUCGGCAGUCAGUGACUGCUCUACCUGACCAGUGAAGAGUGAUCACUUUUAGUAUCCUCCCUGAUGUUGAAAGACUAAUGUAUCGGCUAGCUCAAGGUGUAGGUUCCAGCAUGUGACUGUGAAUAAGCAUUAUCAAGCUCGUGUCGUUAUCGCGUAUUAGAGCUCUAAAAACCUUCAAGAAACUUACAGGAACUAUUAAGACUCCCUUUCUAUGACGUAUUAUUACCCAUAGCGUGACAGUGAUCGGCUUCAUCAUGCUAGUCUUCUCGUAACGUACUAUACCUACUUUAUGUUUUAAUAUAACGUCAACUGUGCCUCCCCUAUAAAGCCUACAAAGACGAUCCAUAACGGAUAUACACAAUGCUCUGACGUCAGCAUACUCGUAUAUGAUCACAGAGUAGACUGACAAUAUAUCAAAAGGAGAAACUGACGACGCGAUUGUCGAAUACCUUGAUCAAAUGGUUGAUCAAUGGUUGACAUAUCACAAUACAAUUCCAUACAGCUACGUGUUUGAUAGCUAAUUACAUUAUUGGUGCGAUCGAUAUAGCAGGUUUAUAUUACAUACCAUGGAUAUUGUAGAAAUAGGACCAGAGUUUCAAUAUUGUUUUGUCUGUAUUUGUAUAAUUGAUGUCUUUCGACACAUAGGUAGUUGUGUCAUCAAAUUAUACGGCUCAUGCUUAACCGGUUUUCGAUGUCGUACCUAGACGCACAAGUGAUAAUAGAAUUCGGUCGAUUCCAUACUAGAUUCAAGAUCUUUCAUGAAAGUAUUUUUUUAAUAAUAGGAAAUUGGAGAUAACGAUACGGAAAAUAAAACAUAGUAUGUUGAAAAUAAUACUUGAAAUAAAUUCGACGUUAUGUCGACGAUUACUAACCCUUAGGGGUGGGCCGGCACUGCCAAGAAGUAUUAUAAUAGUAUUAGAUUUACUAAAAUCAAUGACUAAUUAAAAUAGCUGAAAUGUACCAUAGCAAUUUAUAUUGGGAAUUGUUAUUUUAUUUAAGUUCUCGAAUAAUCCACGACUCGAUAAAGCUACUUUCGAGCCUAGGUUCUCAUGUACAUGUAAAGACUUCUCUUCAAUGAUGUCCGUAUUUUAGUAGUUCCAUCUAUUACGUACAUUUCUCUCAAGUGUAAGCGACAUACAGAUGGAUAUUUAAAAUACUGACAUCGUUUGGAAGAGAGAAGCGCCCUGCGACGUCGGUUUUUAUUAUUUCGAUGGGUUCAGGGUGUCUCCUGACUAGCGCAUACUACGUAAAGAUGUAGACGACUCAAGAGAAAUAUAGCAUUUACUCGGAUAGACGGGCAAGCAUUCCAUAAUCAAUUAACAUAUUUUCUACAUACAAAUCGUGAUGUCAGUGCUUUUAUGAUUUACCAACGAUGAUGUAAACCAUUACAGACUCAGUCGUUAGUAGUUCUAAAUGCACUUAGCUUUGCUGGUUGUUGCAUACGUAAUUCACGCAACAUGUGUAAUAAUUUCAGCGAAUUCGACGAAUACAGUAAUUACGUUUUUAAGAGAUAAUAAAUUAUUUGCUCAAUCGAAUAAAAAGUAAUAAUCGAUCCGAUACUAAAGUGCCGAGCGCAACGCCCGCUGCCGGCGAGCGAUAUGGUGUUCUAUAAAAUUAAUUAUUUUUAUAUUACGGAAACGGGAAAUACUUUUAGAGACGGCAUGCUGUUCACGCGAACUAGUGAGAAUAACUCAAUAAAUAAAUGUGUUGCUCGUACGACCGGACAUUUAUGUAUAUUUUUGUAUAUAAAUGAAGAGGUAUACAAAGGCUACAAUGUAAAAAUAUCAUACAAAAGUAAUCGUUCUUACCGAUGUUAGAGUACUGUAUAAAUACUGCAUUGUUUUAUUCGAAUCUCUGUAAGUGUAAUAAUUUUUAUAUAAAGUUAUUUUUAAACAUAUUUAAUAUUAACGUAAGUGGAAUGUCGAGGUGCCAUUAUACCAAUUUGUAUUCCUGUUCCUUUGUUUUGUCCUCUUUUCAGUUUGAUAUUAGAAAACGCAUUGUAAUCUUUCCAUAAACUUUGUAUUAGUAAAUGUAUGGGCUCAAAAUACAUUCAUUUAAAAUUACAUUUAGUCUUCCUACGACAGCUAAUGUACUUUUUGAAUUAAUUAAACUUUAUUUAAACGUAUCUUAAGUAUUAUGUAACUAAAUACGAAAUUUUAACAGUAUUGCCAAAUGAUCAAAUGUAAAUUAGACUGAGAAAAAUCUUUCAAUCUUGCUAAUAAUGAAAUUUUGUAAUAUGCAUUUUUUAUUUUGUAGUUGUGUGUAUGAGUUUUGUGCGUAGAGAUGGCUCAAAUACAAAUAUUGUUGUUUAUUUGAAUUUACAAAUAUUUGUUUUGAACACAAAGUUGCAUAUCACAAAACUCCUGUAUUAUGUAUAUCGGACGAAUAUUUUGUUGUACGGUUCUGCUGAAUUGAUCUCUUUGAUAAGUAAUGAUAUUUUUUAUUAUGAAUCAACUACGUAGAGUUACUUUCCGUCGUGCAAGCCAAAGAGCAUGAUGUAUUUUUAUUAUUUCUAUACAUUUAACGUUAAGGGUCGAUCUUAUAAGUAUACCAUAUUAAUGCCAUUUUAUUAGUGAAUGUUGAAACAAUACGCAAAUUCUCGUAACUGUACUAUAAUGUAUAUUUGUAUGUAAACCGAGAGGGUAAUGUUUCCGUUGUAGAGCGACUUGACCAAUCGUGUAAUUGAUGGAUUGCAUUUAUUUCCAUCGUUAGUAGUACUCAAUGGCAUUAUUUCUCCUAAGUGUAAGCUAGAUUACCGUUAUAGAUUAUUUAAAUGACAAUGUGAAUAUUUUUAAUUAACAAGAUGAAUGUUACAACAU
Ostrinia furnacalis (Asian corn borer) is the source of this 6892-nucleotide messenger RNA. It is a transcript of the gene kuz, whose product is annotated as zinc-dependent metalloprotease kuz. Lineage: Eukaryota; Metazoa; Arthropoda; Insecta; Lepidoptera; Crambidae. Gene Ontology annotation, molecular function: metalloendopeptidase activity. Gene Ontology annotation, biological process: membrane protein ectodomain proteolysis; Notch signaling pathway. Gene Ontology annotation, cellular component: plasma membrane. The record is from RefSeq and is a predicted model, not a curated record. The transcript has 17 exons. Bases 433 to 3129 code for a protein of 898 amino acids.